Molecule: messenger RNA, 2295 nt
Organism: Capsella rubella
Lineage: Eukaryota; Viridiplantae; Streptophyta; Magnoliopsida; Brassicales; Brassicaceae
Product: mitogen-activated protein kinase kinase kinase 3
Exons: 17
Coding region: 125-2086 (653 amino acids)
Biological process (GO): protein phosphorylation
Molecular function (GO): protein kinase activity; ATP binding
Source: RefSeq, a predicted model, not a curated record
UCUCUUUCCCUCCUCCUCGAACUUUCCUAAAAUCCACACACAUCACGAAGAAGAAGAAGAAGAAGAAGCCAUGGCUAAUGUUCACUGAUAUUUUGUACACAUCCACCGCCGGCUCACCAAAAUAAUGCAGGAUAUUCUCGGAUCGGUUCGCCGAUCCUUGGUUUUCCGGUCUUCUUUAGCCGGAGACGAUGGUACUAGCGGCGGAGGUCUUAGCGGAUUCGUUGGGAAGAUUAACUCCAGUAUCCGUAGCUCUCGUAUCGGCCUUUUCACCAAACCGCCUCCUGGACUUCCUGCUCCUAGAAAGGAAGAAGCGCCGUCGAUUCGGUGGAGGAAAGGGGAAUUAAUCGGUUGCGGUGCUUUUGGGAGGGUUUACAUGGGAAUGAACCUCGAUUCCGGCGAGCUUCUUGCAAUUAAACAGGUUUUAAUCGCUCCAAGCAGUGCUUCAAAGGAGAAGACUCAGGAUCACAUCCGAGAGCUUGAGGAAGAAGUACACCUUCUUAAGAACCUUUCACAUCCAAACAUUGUCAGAUACUUGGGUACUGUAAGAGAGAGCGAUUCCUUGAAUAUUUUGAUGGAAUUUGUUCCCGGUGGAUCAAUAUCAUCUUUGUUGGAAAAGUUUGGAUCUUUUCCCGAGCCAGUAAUUAUAAUGUACACUAAGCAAAUUUUGCUUGGUCUGGAGUAUCUUCACAAGAAUGGGAUCAUGCACAGAGAUAUUAAGGGGGCGAAUAUUUUGGUCGAUAACAAAGGAUGCAUCAGACUCGCAGAUUUUGGUGCUUCCAAGAAAGUUGUAGAGCUAGCUACUGUAAAUGGUGCCAAAUCUAUGAAGGGGACGCCGUAUUGGAUGGCUCCUGAAGUCAUUCUUCAGACUGGUCAUAGCUUCUCUGCUGAUAUAUGGAGUGUUGGGUGCACUGUGAUUGAGAUGGCUACGGGGAAGCCUCCCUGGAGCGAGCAGUAUCAGCAGCAGUUUGCCGCUGUCCUUCAUAUUGGUAGAACAAAAGCCCAUCCUCCAAUUCCAGAAGAUCUCUCACCAGAGGCUAAAGACUUUCUAUUGAAAUGCUUACACAAAGAACCAAGCUUGAGACUCUCUGCAUCCGAAUUGCUUAAGCACCCAUUUGUCACUGGAGAGCGCCAGGAGUCUUAUCCGGCUUACCGUAAUUCUCUUACGGAAUAUGGAACCCCAAUAGCCACACAAGGAAUGAAUGUUAGGAGUUCAAUUAACUCGUUGAUCCGGAGGUCAACCUGUUCAGGCCUGAAGGAUGUCUGUGAACUGGGAAGCUUGAGGAGUUCCAUUAUACACCCACAGAUAUCAAAUAACUCAAGAUAUUGUUGGGGAGAUGGAGACUCUGAUGACCUUUGUCAGACCGACAUGGAUGAUCUCUGCAACAUUGAAUCAGUCAGAAAUAAUAUUUUGUCACAAUCCACUGAUUUAAACAAGAGUUUUAAUCCCAUGAGUGAUUCCACGGAUAACUGGUCUUGCAAGUUUGAUGAAAGCCCAGAAGUGAUGAGAAGCAAAUCUAACCUGCUUUCCUACCAAGCUGCUGAACUCAAAUCUGGGGUUCCAUGUGAUGAGGAAACUAGCUUAACAUUUGCUGGUGGCUCUUCCGUUGCAGAUGACGAUUAUAAAGCCACGGAGCUGAAAAUAAAAUCAUUUUUGGAUGAGAAGGCUCAAGACUUGAAAAAGUUGCAGACCCCUCUGCUCGAGGAAUUCCACAAUGCUAUGAAUCCAGGAAUACCCCAAGGUGCACUUGGAGUCACAAACAGCUACAAUUUACCAAACCUACCAACUAUAAGCAAGUCACCUAAACGACUUCCGAGUAGACGACUCUCAGCAAUCAGUGAUGCUAUGCCCAGCCCGCUCAAAAGCUCCAAACGUACAUUGAACACAAGCAGAGCUAUGCAGCCAGGAACAGAACCAAGUCAAGUCAAUGAGUCGACCAAGAAGGGAAUAACUAAUAGCCGCUGUUUCUCAGAGAUACGCCGGAAGUGGGAAGAAGAACUCUAUGAAGAGCUUGAGAGGCAUCGAGAGAAUAUGCGACACACUGGUACUGGAGGGAAGACUCCAUUAUCAUCAGCCCACAAAGGAUAGUGAACGGCUAAGAGAAUAACUGUAUGUUUAUGAUCUUUUACGUUAUUACCCCAAAAGAUUAUUCUUGUCUUUUUUUUUUUUUUUUUUUUUGGGGUUGGUGGGGUAAUUUUUAUCACUAGUAAUGAUAUUUGAUAUAUGUAGAUAGUUCUCAAACGGCUCAUAGUAUAUUACUAUAUUAUUUUUAUUAUUAUUAUCAUUAUUGUUAUGUA